AUGUCGUUUUUUGGAGUAAACGUCAAUCCGUUUUCGACUCCUGUGGGUCAAAAAAUAGAGCAAGCCACGGACGGUAGUUUACCCAGCGAAAACUGGGCUCUUAAUAUGGAGAUAUGCGACAUUAUUAAUGAAACAGAAGACGGCCCGCGAGACGCGAUUAAAGCUAUUAAAAAACGCCUCGGUCAAGCUGCUGGAAAAAAUUAUACUGUGGUUUUAUACACACUUACUGUUUUAGAAACAUGCGUUAAAAACUGUGGAAAACGUUUUCACACACUAGCUUGUUCACGUGAGUUUAUAUUGGAACUUGUAAAGAUGAUUGGACCAAAAAAUGAACCACCAACAGCUGUUCAGGAAAAAGUAUUAAGUUUAAUUCAGACAUGGGCUGAUACUUUUCGUCAUCAACCUCAUACGCAAGGUGUUGUCCAAGUUUACCAGGAAUUGAAGGCUAAAGGAAUGCAAUUUCCAAUGACUGAUUUAGAUGCCAUGGCUCCUAUUAUUACACCGGAACGGAGCGUACCGGAAGUGACGUCCAGUCCCAGCAUUACCCAAGGAAACGAGCGUAUAAGUGUUGCUGGAUGUGAUGCAACUGCUCUGCAACAUCAAGCACAAAUUCAAGCAUUGCAGCCUGUUCAAUUAUCGGAUCAAUUGAUAGCAAAAUUACGAAGUGAGCUUGAGAUUGUCCAAGGCAACAUGCGUGUCCUUGCUGAAAUGCUCCACCAUUUUACGAACCCAGAGCAACAAAAGCCCCUGCAGAUCGUUGAAACUCGCCCCGACCCUGCGGAUUUGGAGCUAAUGCAGCAGCUUUAUGCGACUUGUAAAGCAAUGCAAGAGCGAGUCGUUGAUUUAAUCGGUCGUCUUGUCGACGACGAAAUGACUGCUGAGUUAUUGCGUAUAAAUGACGAGUUGAACAAUUUGUUUUUGAGAUACUCGCGUUAUACAAAAAAUAAAACAAUCCCAACGGCAAGUGCAAUUCUCGCCCAGACAUUAGGCCCGCCAAGUCAAGUACCGCAUAAACGGCAAGAACAAUCACUUAUUGAUCUUGAUGAGGACUCUGUUAAUGCAUUAGAGGGUGCUAUAGGCGAAAUAGGUAUUUCUGAUAUGGCUGAUGGUCGAGACAAGGGAGUGCCUUCUAAAAAUAAACGAGAAGAUUUAUUAGAAAGUGAUGAAUUUGAUAUGUUUGCCCAGUCUCGGAAUGCUACUUAUGAGUCAACAAAAAAUGCCGGAAGUAAAUACGAAGAUAAUAUCGAAGAUUUGAGCGGUAAUGGAAGUCUAAGUUCAGCAAUUUUAAGUCGUGGAUCUAGUUUAACACAGCCAACGACAAUCGGAGUUGCUGGAGCUGGUGCCGGUGCUGGUACUGGUGCUGGAAGAAUCGCCUCAAAUCGAGAAUCUGAUUUCAACGAAAUGGCAGCGUGGCUUGAUGAAAGCGCGACUCCAAAAGAACAGGGCGACCAAGAGUCACUAACAUCUUCGGAAUUUGAAAGAUUUUUAGCCGAACGGGCAGCUGCUGCAGAAGCUUUGCCCAAUUUAUCUACAGUUACCACCGCGCCCAGCACAACGGCACCGGGGACUAACAUUCAGCGACAGAUAAACAAAGAUCAAGAUAAAUCACUAUUUGCACUCUGA
Molecule: messenger RNA, 1623 nt
Organism: Cotesia congregata
Lineage: Eukaryota; Metazoa; Arthropoda; Insecta; Hymenoptera; Braconidae
Source: the annotation of a GenBank genome assembly